UGAUGGCGAUUACUGGAACCAACGGUGACAGGCGAAAAAAAGUUUUACAAAUUUUCACGUCACAAGAUUGUUAAUCCAAUUUAAACUUACCUUCCUUAUUUCUCUGCGAAAACUGGUUGAAAAUGGCAGACAAUAACAUAUUUCUGUUUGUUCCAAAUUUAAUUGGAUACGCCCGUGUUGUUUUGGGGCUCGGAUCUUUGUAUUUUAUGCCAACGAGUCAUGUCCUUGCCGCUUCACUUUAUAUUCUCAGUGGUUUCCUUGACGCUUUUGAUGGGCAUGCCGCAAGAAUUCUUAAUCAAAGUACCAAAUUUGGAGCUAUGCUGGAUAUGUUGACAGAUCGCUGUGCGACCAUGUGUUUGUUGGCUACUUUAGGAUCAUUUUAUCCAAGCUAUCUAUUUGUUUUUCAAUUGGUCAUGAUUGUGGAUGUUUCCUGCCAUUGGAUUCAUCUUCACACCUCCAAUGUUCUUGGCAAGACAUCUCACAAAAAUGUUGGUGAAGAGGAGAAUGCCCUGUUGCGUUUCUACUACACUUCCAGACCAUUCCUCUUUUUCAUGUGUGCCGGAAAUGAGCUCUUCUAUUCAAUGCUCUAUCUUCUCCAUUUUACCUAUGGCUACACAUUUUUGGGUAUGAGCGUUAUCAAGAUUUUGGUCGUUCUACUUUUCCCCGUGGCUGUCCUGAAAUUUAUUCUUGCUCUCAUGCAAGGAGGUUCGGCUUGGCGCAAUCUUGGAUACAUUGACAUCAAAGAGAGGGAAGAAUCCGAUAAGAAGCAAUAAUAUCCCCCCACUGCCUAGUCAAUCCAACUUUCCUUUCUGAUAACAAAACAUAAAUAGUCUUCGUAAAAUUAUUUAUUUGUUCUCAAAUUACCAAAUUUGAAGUUCUCUUAUACUUAUAUUCAUUGAUAUUUCAGUUAAAAAUGUUCGCCCAUUCCCAAAGAAGACAAAGUGCAAAAUUUUUCAGACGAGGAGAAAUUAAGUCACUAUCCGAAUGAAGGUUUCCAAUUUUACGUUCAUCCGAAACGAAAGA
This is a messenger RNA of Daphnia pulicaria, 1023 nucleotides long. RefSeq names its product CDP-diacylglycerol--inositol 3-phosphatidyltransferase-like. The transcript is spliced from 4 exons. Gene Ontology annotation, molecular function: CDP-diacylglycerol-inositol 3-phosphatidyltransferase activity. Lineage: Eukaryota; Metazoa; Arthropoda; Branchiopoda; Diplostraca; Daphniidae. Gene Ontology annotation, biological process: phosphatidylinositol biosynthetic process. Gene Ontology annotation, cellular component: membrane; Golgi apparatus. The record is from RefSeq and is a predicted model, not a curated record. Bases 123 to 773 code for a protein of 216 amino acids.